This is a messenger RNA of Paramuricea clavata, 455 nucleotides long. Lineage: Eukaryota; Metazoa; Cnidaria; Anthozoa; Malacalcyonacea; Plexauridae. The record is from the annotation of a GenBank genome assembly.
AUGAUUCCAUUUAGUCCAAAGAUAACGAAAGAAGUUAUUAACUUAGACUCUACCACACCGGAACAAUCUUACAAUGUUGACACACGCAAUCGCUACGAAGUACUCGGUAAUGGAGAAGACCAAUAUAAUACCGCAGAACAACAAAGUGAAACAACUCAAACGUCCAGGGAGAUGCGACCCAAGACUAGCCGAGAAGUUUCUACUAAUGAAGACCAAACCAAAGCGUCAUCGGAGACUAGUCCCCGUACUUAUAAUUCGGGCAACCAACCCAGGCGUACAAUCAACGUAGCCGUUGCCGGUGACUCAAUGUUAAAGUACAUAAAUCCCUCCAAACUUAGUAAAAGCUUGAAACAAAAUGUCCACGUGAAAACCUUCCCUGGAGCAAAGGUUGCGGAUAUGGAGCACUACGUAAAGCCAACACUAGCACACGCUCUUCAGUACACCGUGUUCUGCAC